Messenger RNA from Macrobrachium nipponense, 1343 nucleotides. Its product is annotated as heme-binding protein 1-like. The transcript has 7 exons. Lineage: Eukaryota; Metazoa; Arthropoda; Malacostraca; Decapoda; Palaemonidae. The record is from RefSeq and is a predicted model, not a curated record. The coding region runs from base 191 to 817 and encodes 208 amino acids.
AUUACGGACACCAACUGCUAAGAAUGAUUCGAAAUGAGCUGAUGAUAAAAAUUUGUAUCUAUUAAAAGAAUAACAGUCACCCUAUCGACGACAUCAGAUGUCUCCCAGAGACACGUUGCUAAAGGCGAGCAUUUAGGCUCAAACUGUGGUUAGACGUCGCAGGACCGAUACGUACGUUUUCAGAAGCACGAUGAAAGGAGUCGAAGUUUUGGUGACCCUGCUGCUGGUCACGGGUGCCAGGGCUGGAGUGUGGGAUAACAUUGUAGCAGGAUUCAACAGCGCCUUUGGAAACACAGAGGAAGCACCUUACACUCUCAUAAAGACUACGGAGAACUACAUCGAACGUCUGUAUCCUGCCAAGAAAUGGGUCUGCACGACAGCCACUGGUCCAUCUAAGGAAGAGGCUGAGGAGACAUCCAUGUUCAUGAAGCUCUUCAGAUACAUUUCGGGACAAAAUGACAGGAGCGAAUCUAUCCCAAUGACAGUCCCAGUGACAACAGAAUACACCCACGGAGACUCUGGAACCAACACUUACACCAUGUGCUUCUUCAUAGGAGAAGAUCACCAGGCUGACCCUCCUAAACCAGAGGACGAAACUGUCUUCAUUGAAGACCGCCCUGCCUUGACCAUCUACACCAGGACCGUGGGCGGGUACAUGAGGACCGAAUCCAGGUGGAUGGACGAGGCUGCGAGACUGGCCGGAUUCCUUCAAGACGAUGGCAUCUCCGUCUCUCUGAAUCACAUGUACUGGGUCGGAUACGACGCUCCUUUCAAGUUCUGGAACAGACGUAACGAAGUUUGGUUCCGGGCAAAUUAAAUAGCAAAGACUCUUUGUGUAAACAACAGCGACAGCUCUUCUUGAAGCAACAACAAACAACCGUCGCUAUUUAGAUGAAAGCUAUUGUCGUUGUUAUAAGCGACAGCGACCGUCCUUGUUGACGUAACAAAGACAUGAGUGAUUGUCCUUGUUCGAUUAACAAAGACUGACCUUGUUUAGUUACUUAGGAGCUGCUGUCACUAAGCGGCUCCAACAAAGCCAAGUAGCAAGUAGCAGCAACAAGCUGAGUAGCGAGUAGUAGUAAUUGUUUCAUAUUUAUCAGCAGCUUAAUUAACGCACGCUUGGCGAAUUAACCACCCAAAUUCGGAGAAGUGGAGUUGCAAACUUUAUUUGAGAAUGAGAGAUUUUGUAAGAUACUGAGGAUUUUCAAUGCUUCAAUCGGUGACGGAUAAGAAAGACACUUUGUUUAUUUUGCCUUAGGAAAUUUAGGUCAGAACUCGAUGACGAUAAAUUUUCAGAGCAACGUGUGAUGUCAACUUUCAAAAAUACAAUAACUUGUCUCCUG